This is a messenger RNA of Lolium rigidum, 1965 nucleotides long. RefSeq names its product ABC transporter G family member 5-like. Gene Ontology annotation, molecular function: ATP binding; ATP hydrolysis activity; ABC-type transporter activity. The record is from RefSeq and is a predicted model, not a curated record. The coding region runs from base 133 to 1965 and encodes 610 amino acids. Gene Ontology annotation, cellular component: membrane. The transcript has a single exon. Lineage: Eukaryota; Viridiplantae; Streptophyta; Magnoliopsida; Poales; Poaceae.
CACUACGUACUCGCCUUCCACGACCUGACUUACAGCGUCAAGCCGCCGAGGAGGUCAUUGUACCGGAACCGCGUUGUGGAGGCGAGCGACACGGGGACGGGUGUUCCUCACGCUCACGGCGAGGGCGUGAGAAUGAAGACGCUGCUCGAUGGCAUCUCCGGCGAGGCGAGGGAAGGAGAGAUCAUGGCCAUCCUAGGGUCGAGCGGUGCCGGCAAAAGCACGCUCAUCGAUGCGCUCGCUAACCGGAUCCAGCGCGAGAGCCUCCGCGGCACCGUCACACUCAACGGGGACGCCCUCGACAGCCGCCUGCUGAGAGUCAUCUCGGCGUACGUGAUGCAGGACGAUCUGCUACACCCCAUGCUCACCGUCGCCGAGACACUCAUGUACUCAGCGGAGUUUCGUCUCCCGCGCUCGCUCUCUCCCUCGAGGAAGCGGAGCCGCGUCGAGGCGCUCAUCGACCAGCUCGGCCUGCGCGCCGCGGCCAACACCAUCAUCGGUGACGAGGGCCGCCGCGGCGUGUCCGGUGGCGAGCGCCGGCGUGUGUCCAUCGGCAUCGACAUCAUCCACGACCCCAUCAUCUUGUUCCUAGACGAGCCCACGUCCGGGCUCGAUUCCACCAGCGCCUUCAUGGUGGUCAAGGUGCUGCAGCGCAUCGCGCGGAGCGGCAGCAUUGUGGUCAUGUCCAUCCACCAGCCGAGCUACCGCAUCCUCGGCCUCCUUGACCGUCUCUUGUUCCUCUCCCGCGGCCGGACGGUGUACUACGGCCCGCCGGCCACCCUGCCUCGCUUCUUCUCGGAGUUGGGCCAACCUAUCCCUGAUGGGGCGAACCCGGCGGAGUUGGCGCUAGAUCACAUACGCGAGCUGGAGGGCACCCGAGCUGGGCCCGAGGAGCUGGUGGAGUUAAGCAGGUCGUGGCAAGAGAAGACGCUCUCGGCGGGAAGCACGGCUCCCCUCCCGCUUAAGGAGGCCAUCGGAUUGAGCAUCGCCCGCGGCAAGCUUGUGUCCGGCUCCACGCCAAGCGAGGUGGCAACGUACGCGAACCCGUGGUGGGUGGAGGUGCGGGUGCUCAUGCGGCGAGGAUUCACCAACACGCGGCGCACGCCGGAGCUUUUCCUUUGGCGGUUCGGCACGGUGGUGGUUACUGCCUUCAUCCUGGCCACCAUUUUCUGGCGGCUGGACGACACGCAGAAGGGCGUGGACGAGCGGUUCAGCUUCUUCGUCAUCGCCAUCUCCACCAUGUUUUACACCAGCGCCGACGCGCUCCCGGUGUUCGUCAAGGAGCGCGACAUCUUUCUCCGGGAGACCGCGCACAACGCGUACCGCCGGUCGUCUUACACCCUGUGCAACACCAUCGUUUGUUUCCCGCCGCUAGCCGUGCUCUCCCUCGCCUUCGCGGCCAUCACCUUCUUCGCCGUGGGGUUGGCCGGUGGUGCCGAGGGCUUUGUCUUCUUCGUCCUCAUCGUGUUCGCCUCCUUUUGGGCGGGGAGCGGGUUCGUGACAUUCCUGUCCGGCGUGGUCCCGCACGUGAUCCUCGGCUACACCGUAGUGGUGGCCGUCCUAGCAUGCUUCCUGCGCUUCAGCGGCUUCUACAUCACGCGAGACCGCAUCCCGGACUACUGGAUAUGGUUCCACUACAUUUCGCUGGUAAAGUACCCAUACGAGGCGGUAAUGCACAAUGAGUUUGGCGCCGACCAAGACAAAUGCUUUACGCGAGGAGCGCACAUGUUCGACGGGACGCCCAUGGCCAAGCUGCCUAUGGAGACCCAGCUUAACGUGCUCAACACUAUGGGGGUCAACUUCAACAGCACAUCGUGCAUCACGACGGGGGCGGACAUCCUGGCGAAGCAGGCCGUGGACCAACUCGGCAAGUGGGGCUGCCUGUGGGUCACUGUGGCCUGGGGGUUUCUCUUCCGGGUCUUCUUCUACCUCACGCUCGUGCUUGGUAGCAAGAAUAAACGGAGGUGA